AUGGCUUCUGAUUCUGAUUUUGGAAAUAGAGAAUUUGAUACUAGUACACAACCAUUUGAUGAUUCCUUGGAUUUGAAUGAUAAAAACAUUUUUAAUAAUGAAGAAACCACAUCAAAUGGAGAGUUUAAGGUAGACUUUAUUAAGGAUGACCUAAAUGUGACCAGAAACGGCGAUUCUGAGGCGAUAUCAGAGGAAUGGGACUCAGAUAGUAGCGAGGAAAUGAAGAAUUUCUUUACAGCAACAAGAGAUGGGUUCCCAAAGGCAGCAGGAGAAGUGAAGAGAGUGACGAGGCUGGAUUUCGAAGACUACCACAGAAGAAGGCACCUGGAAUCGUUCGCAAAAUCAAUGGACCAGUGGAAGGAGUUUGAAAGAAAGUUUGAACAGAAGGAUGGAAUGACGCCGCAAGAUUUCACGUUUAGCAGGCUUAACUUCGAUAGAUACAGAGACACGUACCUGAACAUCGACACUAAAAACCUGACGAAGCUGGACGAGUUCAUAGUUGACCUGAUAGAAAGCUACUACGAUAAAAUGGAAAAUGACGACCUUAACGUAAUAAUGUCAAGAUUGAGAAGGAAGCAUAAGUUGGCACCAUCGAAAAGAGAGAUAUUCGAAAGGCUAGAGUCUCUGCAGUGUGUAACACUGGACGAAGAAGAAGGGAAAGAUAUAUCGCAAGAAAAGCUUGAAGAGAAUCAAGUAAAGGAUGAAGAGAGAUCAGUUGAUAAAAAAUAUGAAGAAGAGAGUUCAUCAAGUAAUAGAAAGGUCAUGGUGGGAAGUAGGCUGAAGCACCUGCUGAGAAAUAAGGCAAUAAGAUCUAACUCAGGAGUGGUGGUGAUCACAGUGAUGACGAGUCCAGGAACGUUCAGCUGCUCAGAGGACUGUUAUUACUGCCCGAAUGAGCCGGGACAGCCGAGAAGUUACCUGUCGACAGAACCAGCAGUGCUGAGAGCAAACCAAAACGACUUUGACGCAGUGAAGCAGUUUUACGACAGAGCAAACACACUGUACAAAAACGGACACGUAGUAGAUAAGAUAGAAAUCAUAGUGCUGGGAGGAACGUGGAGCGGAUACCCAAGAAGUUACCAGGAGGAGUUCGUAAGAGACCUGUUCUACGCGGCGAACAUAUACCCAGAAAACCUGAGUAAAGCAAGAGAAAGAUAUAGCAUAGAGCUAGAGCACGAGCUGAACGAAAGAAGUAAGUGCAGAAUAAUAGGAUUGACGCUGGAAACGAGGCCAGAUAGAAUAACAGCAGGGGAAAUAGAGCUGCUGAGAAGAUACGGAUGCACGCGAGUGCAGCUGGGAAUACAGCACACGAACAACAGAAUACUGGACUACGUUAACAGAGGGCACAGCACGGAGGACUCGAUCAGAGCAAUACACCUGCUUAAGGAAAACUGCUACAAGGUAGAUAUACACCUGAUGCCGGACCUGCCAGGAAGUGACCCUGAAGAGGACAAGAAGAUGUUCAAGUACGUGCUCUCGAGCGAGGACCUGCAGGCGGACCAGUGGAAAAUAUACCCCUGCGAAGUGACGCCGUUCACUGAAAUUGAAAAGUGGCACAAGGAGGGCAAGUACAUACCCUACUUCGACGUGGACGCGAACCUGCUGAUGAACCUGCUCAUUAAGGCGAAGAGAGCAGUGCACCCGUGGAUAAGGCUCAACAGAGUAAUUAGAGACAUCCCGAACCCGUCAAUAAUAGCAGGCACGAACUACACGAACAUGAGACAGCUGAUACUCAACAAGAUGAAGAAGCUGGGACUUAAGUGCAACUGCAUACGAUGCAGAGAAGUGAAGGAGUCGGGCAUAGGAGUGCCGGAGCUGGUGGUGCGCGAGUACGAGACGAGAGGAGGCACGGAGUACUUCCUGAGCUACGAGAACGAGGAGAGGACGAUAAUAUACGGCUUCCUGCGGCUGAGAGUGAGCGCCCGGAGGGAGUACGACGAAAGCAUAUCGAAGUUCAGGUGCCUGACAGGAGCAGGACUGAUAAGGGAGCUGCACGUCUACGGAGUGGUGGUGGCACACGGAGAAAAAUUGGACGUCAACGAGCCAUCACAGCACAGAGGAAUUGGAACUAAUUUGAUAAUAGCAGCGGAGAUAAUAGCAAUAUACAGAGGUCUGUGGAGAAUGGCAAUAAUCGCAGGAAUUGGAACGAGAGAGUACUACAAGAAGCACGGAUACGCGCUCGAAGAAACGUUCAUGACGAAGAAACUGAGUCUUGAAGACAUAAAGCAAAGAUACGAAGGUUCGAAGCAAAGGAAGAUAAGAGUGCCUGACCUGAUAAGAGUGGAGCAGGUUAACCUGGAAAAUGCAUCCAUAAUACUGGAGCAGCCACUGCCAGCAAGAAAGGACCAUGUGAGUAGUUACGAGUUGAUGAAAAACUGGGAACACGAAGUGAACGUAAGCAAGGUGUUCGAGUACGCAGAGCACAACGAGGGCGUGCAGCAUGACUACUAUAAAAUGAAUGUAAUAGAAGAAUUGAAGCUUAUGGCCACAGUGGCCAAAAGGAGAGUGGACAGGUUCAUGGACGAAAACCCACUGCUGACGAUGUCACUGUGCGUAGGACUGUCCUCAAUGCUCCUCAUGGCGGUGGGCAGGAGCCGCAGAAGGAAGUAG
Messenger RNA from Theileria orientalis strain Shintoku, 2610 nucleotides. RefSeq names its product histone acethyltransferase-like protein. Gene Ontology annotation, biological process: tRNA wobble base 5-methoxycarbonylmethyl-2-thiouridinylation. Gene Ontology annotation, molecular function: acyltransferase activity, transferring groups other than amino-acyl groups; iron-sulfur cluster binding. Lineage: Eukaryota; Apicomplexa; Aconoidasida; Piroplasmida; Theileriidae. The transcript is spliced from 5 exons. Gene Ontology annotation, cellular component: cytoplasm; elongator holoenzyme complex; nucleus. Bases 1 to 2610 code for a protein of 869 amino acids. The record is from RefSeq and is a predicted model, not a curated record.